AUGGCUCGGACAAUGUUUAAUCUUCCUGUGGAAGCUGUGUUGUCUUCAUCCGAAUCAAAGCCACGUUUGGAAUGGAAACCUACCGAGGAGGCCACAACAAAUAAACCUGCACAAAACUUUGUUACUUGUGUCCACAAAGUCAAAAUUGAAGAUUUGAUUCGCAAUGUAACUACAACGUGGUCCAGAAACCUCAUUAAUCAUUCCCUCUGUUUCAUGGUAGAAAAUCCUUCAGAUGAUGAUCAUUAUACCUGCAAGAUAGAUAUUAAAACAUGGCAAUUUUGGGGUAAAAAAGGUUUAAAAUCAUUCAGGGUCGAUGAGAAACGUGUAGAUGUCUUCUGGGAUUUAAGGUGUGCAAAAUUCUCGACCAGCCCCGAGCCUUCCUCAGAUUAUUACGUUGCUGUGGUCUCCGAUGAAGAGGUGGUAUUAUUGCUUGGAGAUCAAAAGAACGAGGCCUUUAAGAGAACCAAGUCAAGACCUUCAUUGGUAGAUGCCACCUUGGUACAUAAGAAAGAGAAUGUAUUUGCAAAGAAAUGUUUUUUCGCACGAACCAUGUUAGGCCAGGGGAAAAAAGCACAUGACAUUGUUAUUGAAACCUCUCUAUCUGGGGAUUGUGAGCCUGAAAUGUGGAUUGGGAUAGACGGAACUGUGUCGAUUCGGGUUAUGAACUUGCACUGGAGAUUCAGGGGAAAUGAGACCCUUUUGGUGGAUGAUGUGCAGGUACAAAUUUUAUGGGAUGUACAUGAUUGGUUAUACAAUAUUCCCAAUUCAGGCCCAGGUGUAUUCAUUUUCAAGCAAGGUGAAGUGGAAUGUGAACCUAACACCUAUCUAGAUAGUAAAACAUUGAAGGGUGAAGGGUGUGAGUCUCACUGGAGACACCCCACAGACAAGGAUUUCUGUCAUUUUCUCUAUGCUUGGAAACUUGAAUGA
Molecule: messenger RNA, 927 nt
Organism: Ilex paraguariensis (yerba mate)
Lineage: Eukaryota; Viridiplantae; Streptophyta; Magnoliopsida; Aquifoliales; Aquifoliaceae
Source: the annotation of a GenBank genome assembly